Molecule: messenger RNA, 663 nt
Organism: Episyrphus balteatus (marmalade hoverfly)
Lineage: Eukaryota; Metazoa; Arthropoda; Insecta; Diptera; Syrphidae
Product: keratin, type I cytoskeletal 9-like
Exons: 2
Coding region: 1-663 (220 amino acids)
Source: RefSeq, a predicted model, not a curated record
AUGCAGAAAUUCUUCAUCGUCCUCGCAUUUAUUGGUUUGGCAGCCGCUGACGUCAGUCAUCUCACAAAUACCUACUUGCCACCAAGACAAUCUUCAAUCAGCUACCAAGCUCCUGCUCAAAUAAUUUCAAGCCCAGUUGUAAGCACUUACCAAGUACAACAAGAGAUCCAACCUCAGAUAACUUACUCUCAACAACCUCAGAUAACUUACUCUCAACAACCUCAGAUAACUUACUCUCAAGUUCAAGCUCCAAGUGUUGAAAUUAUCGAUGCCGGAUACGACACUGGGCUUAGUGGUAUUUCUGGAAACAGUAUUUCUGGAGGAGACAGUGGUUAUUACGGAAAUAGUGGUCUAAUUUCUGCUUAUGAUUCUGGAAUUAGUGGAGGAAACAGUUAUCAAGGACAAGGACUCUCCGGUGGUUCUGGAUACCAAAGUGUUGGACAAGUGAUUGGUGGUGGCGGAUACUCUGGUGGUCUUAGUGGCGGAUACUCCGGUGGUUCUGGAUAUCAAAGUGGAGGACAACUGAUCGGUGGAGGAAGCAUUGGAGGAGGUGGUGGUGGAAUUAUUCGCACCAUCAGUGCUCCAGUCAUUUCCAACUCGUACGAAUCUGUCGGUACCCAAUAUGGUAGCAAUGGUGGUUACGUUUAUGAAAGAAGGCAUUAA